Colletes gigas is the source of this 2125-nucleotide messenger RNA. RefSeq names its product SET and MYND domain-containing protein 4-like. NCBI's taxonomy places the organism in Eukaryota, Metazoa, Arthropoda, Insecta, Hymenoptera, Colletidae. The record is from RefSeq and is a predicted model, not a curated record. The transcript has 4 exons. Gene Ontology annotation, molecular function: protein binding. The coding region runs from base 64 to 2085 and encodes 673 amino acids.
AAUAAAAGUGCGUGUGCUAAUGUCAAUUGCGAUACAAUUAAUUGCAACUGCCGGGAACGAAUAAUGUCUAUUACGAAAGGAUGCGUCAAGUUCAGCGAGUUUCUGAAGACGGUUUACGACGUCGCGACGACAGAUCCGUUCGCUAGCCGUUUCAAAGCGUUGUCCACGAACGGCGACAGAGAAGGAAUGAUAAAGAUCCUCAUGGACGUACCGUACAUAAAGAGCGUAAGAAUUGUCGGGUCGUGCACGGGUAAGGAUGACGUUAAAGCGUCAGAGAUUUAUGGCAAGUGUCGAGUGGUCGAGAAUGGAGUUACGCGAUACGACGAAGGUAGAAUUAGCGAUCUCACGGAAACACUGUUUACGGCCAGCGUGAGUAGUAGAUUGUUCCUGGAUGCGCUUUUAGAUUGCGCACGACACUGGUACGAGUCGAAGGCUUACGCGAGAUGCCUGAGGUACUGCGAGUGCAUGCUUGCGCUUCCCGCGAAUUUUUACAAUAAGACCGCCGACAGCACGAACGAUUUCUUGGAACGUAGAAAAGCGUGCUUGAGUUUAGAGAGCGAGUGCAAGAAACGGUUGAAAGCGUCGUCCUCUCGGGACAGGAAAGCGCGCAGGAAACGCAAUUCCGGUAGGAGCACGUCCCUGGAGAACGCAUUUGCAGGGGAUCAUGGUAGCACGCCAGACGUCGACGGGAAACAGCACGCCGUUCUUAAGAGUUGCUCCGACGCUGUGGCCUUGAAAUUCGUUGACAAAAGGGGCAGAUGCUUGGUAGCCACCAGGAACAUCGAAGCAGGAACAGUUCUUAUCGUUGAACCACCGUUUGCUUUCAGCACGAACAAAGAGGCGUUCGGCAGGAAUUGCUUGCACUGUCACGUCACCUUCAAACUGGACACCGUCGUCAAGAUUCCCUGUUACUAUUGUCGAACGGUGUCUUUCUGUUCGGAAAAGUGUCGCAAAGAAGCAUGGCACACGUAUCACCGAUACGAGUGUUCCGUGUUCGACGUUUUUCACGAGGAUGGUCCCGAGCAAACGCAACGACACACAUCGCACUUGUUACUGGCUUACAGGAUGACAAUCGUAGGGUCCUUAUCGUCGAACACUGGAAAAACAAAUAACAAUAACAACACGGAAGAGAACGAUGUUCCGUUUCUAAACGACAAUUUCCUACGGUACCGCGCAACCAGCGCGAAAAACGAGCGCAGCGAUUUAGGGACAAGCGAGGCGUACAACUCCGGCGAUUAUCGCACCGUGUUGGAGAUGGAGACUCAUUGCGCGACUCUGGAACCAAACGUGAACCUUAUUCGCGCUAUCGAGGCGAUCUUUUUAUCAAAAUGCUUUACUUUCGCCUUGAGUAAAUUGGACAUUGUUUGCUUGAAGGAAACUCUCCUCUCGUUGGCUGUAGCGACGAUGCAUCAUUUACAGGCGAUCAAUUGCAACGCUUACGAGAUCGUGGAGAACGUGUACGACAAGGGAACUCAUGUUUGGGAACCGAGACACGUUGGCGGGGCCAUUUAUCCUUCGGUCAGCCUCGUGAAUCACAGCUGCUAUCCGAACGUCGUUCGCCAUAGUUAUCCAUCAGGAACGGUCGUGGUUAGAGCGUUACGCUUUAUCGGCAAGGACACCGAGAUUCUUGAUUGCUACGGGCCACAUUUUCUCAGCGAGAGCAAAUUACAGAGACGCGAGUAUUUGUGGAAAAAGUAUCGUUUUCUUUGCGCAUGCGAAGCUUGCACGCAGAACUGGCAGUAUCCGUUACCUGAAACAAUGAAUUAUAACUGCAGAGCAUGUUCGGGAAUGAUCGGCGCGCUUGCUUUGAACGAAAAUGAUACACGUAACGUGUCCCAAUGCCUCAAGUGUGACGAGAGAAUCGAUUGGAGAAAAUUGAACGGUCAGUUGCGUAAAUCCAUCGACAAACGAUCGAACGCGAUAUCGAAGAUGUACGAAGGCCGUUAUGCAGAGGCUCUGAUACAGUUGCUCGAGCAUAUACACUUUAUUGAAAAGUAUUUCACUGCGCCCAACAUCGAGACUAUCAAAACACAGCAAUGUAUCAUUCAAUGUUACAAUCAAUUCGGCUGUACCUCCCAACAAUAAUAAGUUAACAAUGCGUUUUCGUAUCUAUAUGUAUAUAUAU